ACCAUAAUUCAGGCUUUACACGCUCGCUGUUAGGUUGACAACGUGGAUUACUCUGACAUCACGGUCACAAAAGCUAGAAAAGGCAAUUUUAAUGGUUCUUUUUUUUAUUCAAAGCAGCAAAUAUCUAUUUAGUUAGUGUUUUUCUACCAUGUCUUACCUGGAGUGGGCUGAGUGUCAGCUCUCAGAGCUGGAGCUGCUCAGCAGCAUGUUCUCUGCUGCGGAGCUGCAGCUCAGCGAGCAGCUGGCGCUGGCGGAGCUGCGCAGCUUCGUGGAGGCUGCAGCCCCAGCAGGCAGCCCGCCCCCCUGCAGACCACACUUCCUCAUCAAACACAAGCUCCCAACUCCAGGCCCGGAGACAGAGGUCGUCCUCUCCUGUUCCUACCCAUCUGAAUAUCCAAGUGUGUUACCAGAUCUAACAGUACGGUGCUCCAGCCUUAGCAGGGCCCAGCAGACGGAGCUCCAGGCACAUCUCAAUAAACACCUCAUGGAAAACUGCCUCGGGGAAGUGUGCGUGCUCGCCGCCCUGGACUGGGUGAAAGACAGCUUGCAGCUUUUCAUUAACAAGAGCUUAUUAGCUGCAGCAGCUCCCAGGAAACAGCCCACCUCUGCACGGGCACCGCAAGCGUUCAGCCGGCUGUGGAUCUACAGCCACCACAUCUACAACAAGUCCAAGAGGAAGAACAUCUUGGAGUGGUCCAAGGAGUUGGGCCUAUCAGGAUUCAGCAUGCCUGGGAAACCGGGUAUCGUGUGUGUGGAAGGUCCUCAAUCUGCAUGUGAGGAGUUUUGGUCCAGAGUGAAGGUUUUGACAUGGAAGAAGAUAAUGAUUCGACACAGAGAGGAUGUCACGCUUGAGCAUCAAGGUGAGGAUGAGGAGACUGCUGAGAGCAUGGACUCCCUGCGUAAAUUCACGGGCUUCGAGGAGGCGAUGUUUGACCCGCAUGGGAGUAGAGGGAAUCACAUGGACCUUGGACAGCUCUACCAGUUCUUAAAUGAGAGAGGCUGUUGUGAUGUCUUUCAGAUUUAUUUUGGCAUUGAAGGGAGGUCAUCGGACCUAGAGAGUAAAUAACAUUGCCUAAAAAUGAGCUGCAAAUGCAUUCAUUAUUCAUUUCAAGUGUAACAUUUGACAGACUAAAGGUAAAAAGAUAAGUAAUGAAGUCAAGGCAUUAUAGUUGUGAUCAAUGUUAUCCAUUUGAUUUUAAACAUCCGUUUGCACAAACUACUUUAAAACAAAUGUGUAUUUCAGUAUGUGGUGUAAAAUUAUGGAACUCCUUAACAACUGAUUUAAAGGAUUGUAAAAAUAUUCACCAGUUCAAGAAAUUGUAUAAAGACAACACAAUCAGACAAUAUGAAUUUAACGGGUAAAAUAUCUUUUGUUGUUUUUUGUUUUUGUAUUGUUGGUGAGUUAGUGUGUAUGUUUUCUUAUUUUUUUGUUUUGUUUUUUCAUUAUUUCUUUUUUUUUUUGUAUUAUAUAAGUAGUGACUGUUGAACAGACGGACAAACCAUCUUCAUACGAAUUGUUUUAUUUUUUUUUGAGAAAGGGGCUUGUUAGAUAAGGCUUUCUUCUUCUUCUUGCCCCUUUUCGAUCAUGGAAUGGAACAUGUAUGUGAACUAUUUCCAUGAUACGGAAUAAAUAAAAAUAAAAUGAAAAAAAUGAAAUAUUUUCUCAGGGAUGUUACUUAAAUUAGCAUUUUAGAUUUAAUCUAUACUGCAGAUCAAACCUGGCCUUAUUGUUUAUUACUCCCAGAUCAUAAUAAGAUUUUCAAGUUUGAUAUUAUAAUAAUAAUUGUAUUAGACGGUCAACAAUAUGCCAUAGCAAUGUUUUUGGAAUUAAUGAUUUAAUUUGCAUGUAUAACGAUAACAUGGAAAGUCUGUCUCUGCUUUUCUUUCUGAUUCCUUGUUUGAAAAACUGUCCAUCAAACAUAAGCAAUACAGCGACACCAGAAGACUUGUGGAGGAUGAAGAUUAAUAUGUUAAUCAUAAACAACCCAGCAGGACAACAUCAGUGCAAAAUAGAUAUAUGAACUGGACUGAAUGUGAUUUUAAGCCAGCCUGAGCUGCAAGGCUCAGCAGAUGGCAGCAUUAGAUAAUCAAAGAAUGCAAACAGCAGCCUUGGCUGUCAUCAGAACGGACCGCAUUCACCUGGGAGAAUAUUAGUUUUCUUAAAUACACUUUCAGGUUUUAGAGUUUCAUGAGAACAACUAUGAUGAAUAAAUAAAACAUGUCUUCAC
Messenger RNA from Cololabis saira (Pacific saury), 2228 nucleotides. It is a transcript of the gene rwdd2b, whose product is annotated as RWD domain containing 2B. Lineage: Eukaryota; Metazoa; Chordata; Actinopteri; Beloniformes; Belonidae. The transcript is spliced from 4 exons. The record is from RefSeq and is a predicted model, not a curated record. Gene Ontology annotation, molecular function: protein binding. Bases 149 to 1066 code for a protein of 305 amino acids.